This is a messenger RNA of Lactuca virosa, 597 nucleotides long. Lineage: Eukaryota; Viridiplantae; Streptophyta; Magnoliopsida; Asterales; Asteraceae. The record is from the annotation of a GenBank genome assembly.
AUGGAGUGCCAACAAGAAACCAGUGUCAUUAAAAAGCUUUGGAGUGAAAAGGAUGAGAUUACAUUACUUGAAACUUUGAAGCAAAUAAGUAACAAGUCUGAUAUGAACAUGUUAUAUGAGAUUGUAAAGCCGUAUUUGGAAGAAGAGUUUUCGGAAGACCAGGUGAGCGAAAAGGUCAGUUGGUUCAAGACUAAUUUCAUGAACAAUAAUUCAGAAGAUGCAUUGCAAGGAACCAGCAGCAGCCAUGAUGCCAAGAUUCGAGAGCUCUACAAAGAGAUUUGGGGUGAGAGUGAAACAGCAGUGGUUGGCCCUCAUGGUAUGACCGGAAAAGAGUUUCAGGCACUAUAUCCACGAUUCAGUGCAAUUAUAGAAGAUCUGCCCCCGUAUAACAAAAUAUCAGACGAAGGGAAAGCUGUGAUAACAGCUUGCAUGCUCAAUAUGCAGUCUCGAAUGGAGUUUGAAGAAAUCGAAGAUAUAUUGAUGAAUUACUAUGCACGGCAGGUCAAGCGUGCCGAAAUACGUCUGCUACUGUGUAAGAAACUGUCCGAGUUACUUCAAAAGGGCACAAAGGCUUAUCAUCAGACACAUCAAGAUUAG